CAUUUUUCUAAUUCGUAGCUACCAGAGGUGAUCCGAGGUCUAAAUGAAUGCAUUACUCGAUUGGAACCAGAUGAUGGAAGAAAAGUUUCUGCUGCUUCGUAGGUACUCUCUAUCCGACUUAAAUCAUUUUUUAAUGAUUAAUAUCUUCAUAACCUGUAAAUUUUCUAACAGAUUCUUUUAUUAAUAUUUUCUGUGAUCUCAUGUUGUUCAUCCUAGAUUUCUGAUUUUGUUUUUGUUAAAGCUGAUUUUGGAGCUGAACUGGCUUUGAGUACAAGAAUGGAGCAGGAUCCAGCUUCAUGGUGGCAACAACAUGGGAUAAAUUGUCUUGAACUGGAACAAAUUGCCAUUCGGUUAUUGAGCCAGACAUGCACGUCCUUUGGUUGCGAACACCAUGGGAGUAUAUUUGAUCAAAUUCAUAGUACAAGGCAUAACCGCUUGGCUCAGAAAAGAUUAAACGAUUUUGCUUAUGUCCAUUACAGCUUGCAUCUUAGAGAGCGACAAUUAAAGAGAACUACUGAUGACUCCAUAUAUCUUGACAGCGGCAUGCUAGAGAGCUUACUAGAUAAUUGGGUUGCUGAGUCUGAGAAGCCAUCUUUGCAAGAAGAUGAGGAGAUUCUUUAUACUGAGGCGGAACAAGCAGAGGCAUAUGAAAAUGAGGUGAAUGAGAAUGCAGAGUCAGAUAUAGCGUCAAGGAAAGCUCAUACAGAAAUUGCAGCAUUAACUGAAAUAGUUGAGCCAUUAGAGGUUCAUCAUGCCACUAUGGGUGCUGCAGCUGAUGAAGAUAAUGCUGAACUUGAUUUCCUGGAUGAUGAUUUGAGUGAUUAGGUAAUGUUUCUGGCUCUGAAUUGUCUUAGAAAAGGAGCUUCACAGUAACCAGUUAUUAGUUGUAAAUUAAUUGUCUUAGAAGAGGAGCUUCGAGGAACCAGUUUUUGCUUGUUUUAAUUGUUCUGCAAAUGAGUCCGCUGAUGUAAUUUGUGAGUAAAAAUGUAAAAUAUUCAUCAAAAUAAAUUGAAGUAUCUGUGCUUGUCACUGUCGUUC
This is a messenger RNA of Phoenix dactylifera (date palm), 1038 nucleotides long. The record is from RefSeq and is a predicted model, not a curated record. Lineage: Eukaryota; Viridiplantae; Streptophyta; Magnoliopsida; Arecales; Arecaceae.